This is a messenger RNA of Triticum dicoccoides, 1420 nucleotides long. RefSeq names its product protein ALP1-like. The record is from RefSeq and is a predicted model, not a curated record. NCBI's taxonomy places the organism in Eukaryota, Viridiplantae, Streptophyta, Magnoliopsida, Poales, Poaceae. Bases 171 to 1301 code for a protein of 376 amino acids. The transcript is spliced from 4 exons.
CCUCUUGCUCCGAUUUUUCUCCCUCUGCAGCGCGAAGGAGGUAACCAGGACACCGACGGCAAGGCGACGACCAGGGCGGACAGCAGCUCCCCUUUCGGCGAUUUCCCCCUCUGAUGGGCAAGAAGUAAAAGAAGUUAAUUUGUGCAGCUGUGUCAUAUACGCUUCUCGUCAUGUCGGCCUUGGUUGUCCGGUCUGGGAAAAGGAAAAGUAGGACUGAAUGCAUAAGCUAUGGACUCAUGGAUGAGACAGAUAGGGUGAGAAGACAGUAUUUUGAGGACAAAAUAUGGAAGGAUGAUGCAACUUGUUUGAACAUGCUUAGGCUUGGGAGAGGACCUUUCUUCCGGUUUUGUCAACUUUUAAGGGACCGCAGGUUGCUUCAAGACACGAUUCAUAUGUCUGUUGAGCAGCAAGUUGGCACGUUCUUGCACACUGUUGGACACAACGUUAGGGAUGCGCCAGCUGGGGACAAUUUUCGUAUAACCGGUGAAGUUGUUAGUCGUUAUUUCAAAAAAGUCAUCCAUGCCAUUGGAGAGCUACGGCACGACCUUAUUAGAGAGCCCUCAUCAGCGACCCCAACCAAAAUAGAAGGGAAUCACCAAUGGGAUCCAUACUUUAAGGAUUGUGUUGGAGUUAUUGAUGGCACACAUGUACGAGCCUCUGUUACAGAAGACAUGGAGCCUCGCUGUCAUGGUAGAAAGACCCAUGCCACUCAAAAUGUGAUGGCGGCUGUUGAUUUUGAUCUUCGGUUCACAUUUGUGUUGGCUGGUUGGGAGGGGUCAGCACAUGAUGCUCAAGUUUUACGUGAUGCUUUGAAACGUGAAAAUAGUCUACGUGUCCCACAAGGAAAAUUCUAUCUAGUUGGUGCUGGACAUGGAGCCAAACCAGGGUUCUUGCCUUCUUUUCGUGGUGUGAGGUCCCAUUUAAAUGAGUGGGGGGACAAUCUUAUUCAAGAUGAGAAGGAAUUGUUUAACCAUAGACAUUUUUCUCUUCGUAUGACCGUAAAGCGUGCAUUUGGGUCACUCAAGGAGAGAUUCAAAAUCCUUGAUGAGGCCAAGCCAUUUUUCUCCUAUCCUACUCAAGUAGACGUUGUUAUAGCUUGUUGCACUGUUCACAACUGGGUUAUAAAUGAUGGGAUAGAUGAAUUUAUCAUACCCGAGGCUGAAUGUGUUGCCAAUAUUAACCAUGCUCCAACGACAAGUGGCCAAGCAAAUGGACUUGCAAACAUGGUUAGUUUUCAGCAGGGAAUCGCCAAUCAAAUGUGGGAAGACCGACAAAACUACUUGCAGCACAGUAGUAUGUAAUAGCUUCAUUUGAACCAUUGUAAUAUCGUAAUGUUGUAAUCGGAACCCUUGUACUUCCUGGAAUUUGUUUGUAAUGUCACAUUAUGUGCUGAAAUGAACACCAGUCCAAUCCCAAGGCA